AUGUCAGAAAGCGUUACAUACGACUCUGAAACCCCUAUUAACAACAAUUUGAGUUCAGAAGAUGAAUACGAAAGCGAUACUGAUUCCGAUUGCGGAGCUGUACAAGUAAAUAUGGGAGACACCGAGUCUAUUCUUGCACCAUACGAAGACGAGCCGAUAUUAACGCAGGACGAAAUAGAGCAAGAAUUCGAAGACGAAGUCGAUAUAGAUGGCAUUCGUAUCAGUGCUCUUCAAGAGAGAUUUGAUAACGCGAUUCCCACAAACGAAUGGUAUGUAUAAUUUAGCUAAAUUAUAGAAUAUAAAUAAUUCAACACAGUACCGUAUAAAUACCUAGCCGAAAUGUGUUAAAUUCUUCUUUAUAUAUAUUAUACUUAUAUAAGUUUUGAACAGUGACAAGUGAAUGCGUAUAGCUCGUUUUCUUAAUCAAACUUCGUUCUGCAGUCUGUCAGACUCGGACAGUUUACGAAAUUCGUAUUCAUGCAUACUCAUAGAGACCCACGAUUUUAGGUGCUCUUGUAACAUGUGCGAUACCAGUUCUUUAAACGGGACGAGAGAACAAAGAUGUUGUGCAGAAAUCGAUAAGGCAGUGGAAAAGUUUGGACACUUAGAGAACAUAGCAUGCAUAACCCAGGUUGAAGACUAUCGAUCCCUGACCAAGACAGUUGUGUUGGAACAUGUUGGACCAUUAUUAAAAGACAGGCAAGGAAGAACAUACAAGCAAAGAAGUGAUCAAGGCAGAAACACGUAUGUAUUUUAA
Paramuricea clavata is the source of this 757-nucleotide messenger RNA. The record is from the annotation of a GenBank genome assembly. NCBI's taxonomy places the organism in Eukaryota, Metazoa, Cnidaria, Anthozoa, Malacalcyonacea, Plexauridae.